UGUUUCUCAUCCCAAAACCUUCUUGUCCAUUUCCCUCUCUCUCUCUAGUCGAGUCCUCUAGGCUUGAGUUUACUUGUCUUGCAUUAGGAUCAGUACAUUGAGUGAGACAUGAAAUCUGCAAUGAGCUAUAGUUGUCUUCUCUGUAUCCUGGUGCUCUUGCCAGCACUUUGUCACUCUGAAAAUUCAUUUACGCCCUCGAGAGCCACUUACUAUGGCAGCCCUGACUGCUAUGGGACUCCAACUGGAGCUUGUGGGUACGGCGAGUAUGGCAGGACCGUCUACGAUGGCUAUGUGACUGGAGUUUCGAGGCUAUACAGAAAUGGAUCUGGAUGUGGUGCUUGCUAUCAGGUGAGGUGCACGAAACCGCAGUGCACGGGCGAAGGAGCGUACGUGGCGGUGACGGACUAUGGCGAGGGAGACAGGACGGACUUCAUCCUGAGCACCAGAGCCUAUGCGAAGAUGGCAAAACCGGACGACUACCAAACCAAGCAGCUGUUCGCCUACGGCGUGGUUGAGGUCGAAUUCAGAAGGGUUCCGUGCCGAUACCCCGGCCAAAACCUCCUUGUCAGCGUCAGUGAACACAGCAGAAACCCUUCUUACUUAGCUGUCAUGCUUUUAUACGUCGCCGGCAAAGAUGACGUCAUAGCUGCGGAGUAUUGGCAGGAGGACUGCCAAGAGUGGAAGCCGAUGCGCCGAGUGUACGGAGCAGUGUUCGACACGCAAACUCCGCCAAUAGGCGAGUUGUACCUGAGGUUCCAAGUGGGUGGGUCUUGGGUGCAUCCAAAGUACGCCCUCCCUGCUGACUGGAAAGCUGGUGCUGUUUAUGAUUCCCAAGUGCAGCUGGACUAGAAAUGCCAAAAACCAGUCCCUUUCUUUAUGUUGAUUGGGAAAGUGCGUGCUUGCCUUUUUCAUUAUAGCUAGAUAGGAAUAGCUCAGAUAUGGCCAAUGCCAUGGGGCAUUAGUGUUGCUGAUAGAAACAGGCUUAGCUAAUAAGCUAGAAAAGGGCAGGCUUUCUGCCUGCCUUGGCUAAAUAAAGGUGGUCUCUGUACCAUUUUAUCAGUGGGAUGUGGGAUUGUAAUCUUAUCUUUCUGUUGGUAUGACUGGCUAUAAUAAAUGAGAUUGGUGUUCCCUUUGGUGGA
Molecule: messenger RNA, 1139 nt
Organism: Eucalyptus grandis
Lineage: Eukaryota; Viridiplantae; Streptophyta; Magnoliopsida; Myrtales; Myrtaceae
Product: expansin-like B1
Exons: 4
Coding region: 109-849 (246 amino acids)
Cellular component (GO): extracellular region
Source: RefSeq, a predicted model, not a curated record